This is a messenger RNA of Musa acuminata subsp. malaccensis (wild Malaysian banana), 1223 nucleotides long. RefSeq names its product protein PHR1-LIKE 2. NCBI's taxonomy places the organism in Eukaryota, Viridiplantae, Streptophyta, Magnoliopsida, Zingiberales, Musaceae. Gene Ontology annotation, molecular function: DNA binding; DNA-binding transcription factor activity. The record is from RefSeq and is a predicted model, not a curated record.
CUCUCUCUCCCAACCCCACAAACACCUUCGAUAGUCUAUAAUAUCAAAAGUGCCAGCCCAAUUCCGCUUCCAUUGUCGUCCUCCCCCUCUCCUCUUCACCAAAUCACUUGAAUCGAAUGUCCUCCUCCAUUCUACGCUCUUAUUUACCUAAGAAAUAAGCAGAAGAAAGAAGAAGAAGAAGAAGAAGAAGGGGUUUGGUUUAUGAAUGUACGCAACCAAGCGGGGAGAGGAGUUCCAUGGCUCCCUGGAGGGGGCCAACCUCCCGGGAGACACCUGCCACCUCUUCUCUAGCGACCCCAAGCCGCGCCUCCGUUGGACUCCCGAGCUCCACGAUCGCUUCGUCGACGCCGUCACCCAGCUCGGUGGCCCCGAUAAAGCCACGCCGAAGACCAUCAUGAAAACCAUGGCUGUUAAGGGCCUCACGCUUUACCAUUUGAAGAGUCAUCUUCAGAAAUACAGACUGGGAAAGCAAUCAAACAAAGAGCCUUCUGACAACUCAAAAGAUGCUGCCAACUUUGUGGAGAGUCAGGGAACUGGACCACUAUCAUCUUCACCAUUGUCAUCAUCAAAACUAUUGGCUAAAGACUUAAUUGAUGGAUGUGAUGAGGCCAUGAGAGUGCAAAUGGAACUUGAGAGACAGCUUCAUGAACACCUUGAGGUACAGCGGCAUCUUCAGAUUCGGAUCGAGGCUCAUGGCAAAUAUCUGCAUUCUAUGUUCGAAAGGGCUUGCAACAUCAUCGAUCCAAACCUUGCUUCCAACGGACUUGCACUAGUCAGAAAAACACCAUCUCAAUUUCCAACAAGCGAAGCAGCCGAUGACCGUCUAAGCUUCCUGUGUAAGGCACUCAAACUGCCAUCAUUGUCGGAGAUUGCAAUGGAAUCCGUUCAACGAAAACCUUCAAACGGAGUAAGUGCAACGUUUGCUGAGUGUUCAGUUGAUAGCUGCCUGACAUCAACAGCGAGCCCAGGGACAGGAAGGUCGAAGAUGCUGGGUCCUCGGGAAGCUGCUGUUGAUAUAAGGUUCUCAUAUGUUGGGAAUUGAUCACUCACGGUUAUGGGAAGGAGAUGUAAAUGAUUACGAGCCAUGGUUUCCUAGCAUUUAAUGACGAUUUGCUGCUAACUAAUAGGUUUAUUUUGGUUUCGAAAAAGGAAGACUUUGUAGCUAAAUCAUUCAGAUUCCUGUGGUAAACAGGUCAGGUUUUAAUGGAUUUGUGAGACGCUAA